AUGCACUUUAAAAUUUUUGUUCACUAUCACAGACAAGAAGACAACACAGGACGAGAAAACCCCCUGAAGACCGAGCAGGCAGUUGGAGCUGGUCAGAAACCAGACCCAGCUGCCCCAGAAACGUCUUUGUCGUCUGCAGCAGAGGCAGCGCAGUUCCACAGCAGCAGAGGCAGCAGAGGCAACAGAGACCUCAAACAGCCCCCAAAGAGCCCUUUCUCGCCGGUAACAGCCUCUUACUAUCAAUUCCAUGCCUGGGUCCCUCAGCAGCGAGCUGGUUUUCAAGUCCCUCUGCUGCCUCUGCUGCUUUUGAUGCUUUGUCAUUAUCCCAGCAAUCGCAGCUUGGGUCAACUGCUUCCUGGCCAGCAAGGGCAGUCAUUCACGCCUGUGUUUGUCCGCUGUUCCAAAGAGGCUGGUGUUUUUGCUGACACUGUUUCUUCUACUACUACUGCUGCUGCUGCUGCUGCUUCUACUGCUGUUCCUUUUGCCGAAGAAGCAGCUCCAGUUGGAAACACACGCAACCACUCCUCACGUCCCUCACGCACUUCUCACACGCUCACGCACUUUGCGGUCGCGAAACAGCGCGUUCAUCCACAGCGGUGGGAAAAAAAACAAAAUCGAUGA
Ascoidea rubescens DSM 1968 is the source of this 621-nucleotide messenger RNA. RefSeq lists its product as uncharacterized. Lineage: Eukaryota; Fungi; Ascomycota; Saccharomycetes; Ascoideales; Ascoideaceae. The coding region runs from base 1 to 621 and encodes 206 amino acids. The transcript is spliced from 2 exons. The record is from RefSeq and is a predicted model, not a curated record.